Molecule: messenger RNA, 2769 nt
Organism: Onychostoma macrolepis
Lineage: Eukaryota; Metazoa; Chordata; Actinopteri; Cypriniformes; Cyprinidae
Product: bromodomain-containing protein DDB_G0280777-like
Exons: 3
Coding region: 29-2341 (770 amino acids)
Source: RefSeq, a predicted model, not a curated record
UCUCCACUUUGUGACUAGCUAUUGAACAAUGGCUGGAAGUUGGUGUUUGGGGCAGAUUUUGGCAGUUUGUGCUUUGUGUCAUGCUGUUCCUCAGCGGAAUGAUCUGCCCAGAAACCCUCAAGCUCUGAUGUUCCAGCAAACUGACCAGCGGUUUCAGAAGCCAGUUCAACAGCAAACUGACCAGCGGUUUCAGAAGCCUGUUCAACAGCAAACUGACCAGCGGUUUCAGAAGCCAGUUCAACAGCAAACUGACCAACGGUUUCAGAAGCCAGUUCAACAGCAAAUUGACCAGUGGAUUCAGAAGCCAGUUCAACAAACUGACCAGCGGUUUCAGAAGCCAGUUCAACAAACUGACCAGAGGUUUCAAACGCCAGUUCAACAGCAAACGCCAGUUCAACAGCAAACGCCAGUUCAACAGCAAACUGACCAGCGGUUUCAGAAGCCAGUUCAACAGCAAACUGACCAGCGGUUUCAGAAGCCAGUUCAACAAACUGACCAACAGUUUCAGAAGCCAGUUCAACAAACUGACCAGAGGUUUCAGAAGCUAGUUCAACAGCAAACGCCAGUUCAACAGCAAACUGACCAGCGGUUUCAGAAGCCAGUUCAACAGCAGACUGACCAGCGGUUUCAGAAGCCAGUUCAAGAGCAAACUGACCAGCGGUUUCAGAAGCUAGUUCAACAGCAAACACCAGUUCAACAGCAAACUGACCAACGGUUUCAGAAGCCAGUUCAACAAACUGACCAGAGGUUUCAGAAGCUAGUUCAACAGCAAACGCCAGUUCAACAGCAAACUGACCAGCGGUUUCAGAAGCCAGUUCAACAAACUGACCAGCGGUUUCAGAAGCCAGUUCAACAAACUGACCAGCGGUUUCAGAAGCCAGUUCAACAAACUGACCAGAGGUUUCAGAAGCCAGUUCAACAAACUGACCAGAGGUUUCAGAAGCCAGUUCAACAAACUGACCAGAGGUUUCAGAAGCCAGUUCAACAAACUGACCAGAGGUUUCAGAAGCUAGUUCAACAGCAAACGCCAGUUCAACAGCAAACUGACCAGCGGUUUCAGAAGCCAGUUCAACAGCAAACUGACCAGGGGUUUCAGAAGCCAGUUCAACAGCAAACGCCAGUUCAACAGCAAACAGACCAGCGGUUUCAGAAGCCAGUUCAACAGCAAACUGACCAGCGGUUUCAGAAGCCAGUUCAACAGCAAACUGACCAGCGGUUUCAGAAGCCAGUUCAACAGCAAAAGCCAGUUCAACAGCAAACUGACCAGCGGUUUCAGAAGCCAGUUCAACAGCAAAAGCCAGUUCAACAGCAAACUGACCAGCGGUUUCAGAAGCCAGUUCAACAGCAAACUGACCAGCGGUUUCAGAAGCCAGUUCAACAAACUGACCAGCGGUUUCAGAAGCCAGUUCAACAAACUGACCAGCGGUUUCAGAAGCCAGUUCAACAAACUGACCAGCGGUUUCAGAAGCCAGUUCAACAAACUGACCAGCGGUUUCAGAAGCCAGUUCAACAAACUGACCAGCGGUUUCAGAAGCCAGUUCAACAAACUGACCAGAGGUUUCAGACGCCAGUUCAACAGGAAACGCCAGUUCAACAGCAAACUGACCAGCGGUUUCAGAAGCCAGUUCAACAGCAAACUGACCAGCGGUUUCAGAAGCCAGUUCAACAGCAAACUGACCAGCGGUUUCAGAAGCCAGUUCAACAGCAAACUGACCAGAGGUUUCAGAAGCCAGUUCAACAAACUGACCAGUGGUUUCAGAAGCCGGUUCAACCGCCAACGAAGCCGGUUCAACCGCCAACGAAGCCGGUUCAACCGCAAACCACGCCAGUUCAACCAACAACCACGCCAGUUCAACCAACAACCACGCCGGUUCAACCGCCAGCCACGCCAACAACCACGCCGGUUCAACCGCCAGCCACGCCAACAACCACGCGGUUCAACCGCCAGCCACGCCAACAACCACGCCGGUUCAACCGCCAGCCACGCCAACAACCACGCCGGUUCAACCGCCAGCCACGCCAACAACCACGCCGGUUCAACCGCCAGCCACGCCAACAACCACGCCGGUUCAACCGCCAGCCACGCCAACAACCACGCCGGUUCAACCGCCAGCCACGCCAACAACCACGCCGGUUCAACCGCCAACCACGCCAACAACCACACCACUCUAACCGCCAACCACACCACUUCAACCGCCAACCACGCCACUUCAACCGCCAACCACGCCACUUCAACCGCCAACCACGCCACUUCAACAGCAGACUGACCAGCGGUUUCCUCAGCAGUUUCAGCUUCAGAAGCCAGUGGCGCAGGCAGAGCCCCUUGAUAAAUGUGCUGUAGCUGAUUAUGAGCAAAUCCAAUGCGGACAACCUGGGAUCAGUGGUGCUGAGUGUGACGCAAUGAACUGCUGCUUUAAUGGACAGCAGUGUUCCUAUGGGAGAGCAGAUCUUCAUCCACUGCAGUACAGAGGUGUGUCCUCCCUCUUCUGGCUCCUGUGAGCAAAGCUGCACCAGGAAGAGGAGAGACACUCAUGCCAAGACCAUCUCGAGUGGACAGACGGUGGUUUCUAGUGGAGAAGUUACUCUGGUCAUGUGAAUUCAGUGAUUUUAAUAAACUGCAUGUAACUUCAAGAUUCUUGUUUCUCUGGCUUUUGUUAGCUGAGUCUCAAACACUGUUUAUAGUCUGGUUUAAAGGGACCCUCUACUAAACUGGUGCUCCGUUUGCUUUAGUAAGGUCUCCCAUUCUCACCAACAAAGUGACAUCUUGCU